Molecule: messenger RNA, 1449 nt
Organism: Miscanthus lutarioriparius
Lineage: Eukaryota; Viridiplantae; Streptophyta; Magnoliopsida; Poales; Poaceae
Source: the annotation of a GenBank genome assembly
AUGCGCGCGCCCUCCCGUGUGGUCGGCCUCGGGCGCCUCGCGCGCGUCACCGAAAAUUGGCUUCGGUCCGUUGAUUGGAUUCCUCAAUGUCUUGGAGUCCAAUUCUCUGCUAGCCAUGGAGGAUCAUUGACUGGCACCACAGGAUAUCUUCAUGAAGGGGCAUUUGCAUUAUCUGUUAGUAAUACUACUACAAAAGAACAGACUACAAAAGGAACAUCUGAAGGCACAAUUUUCAGAAAAGGAUUUUCCAGUAUUGAUGAAAGAUCAUAUGUCAGGUCUUCCUAUCUUUUACAUGGCUUCAGGCUGGUACGAAGAUUGGCAUUCAGUGUGCGAGAUCAGUGGAUUCUGUUUUCAAAUGAAGUGCAUGCCAAACUAACCAGGAUCUUACAUCGUUUCUGGACAACACUACAGGGAUCUUGUGAAGAUAUAGGAUGGUUGCAAAGAACUCGGGCAUCACUUUGUUCAGUUGAUGGGACAGGUCGAUUCAAGGAGAUUUUGCAUGAGAUCAGAAAUGGCAUGCACUGCCUGCCUGAUACACUGGUUUACUUAUUUAUUCCUGGCCUUUUUAGCAACCACAGUCCACUUUACUUCACCAAUACGAAACGGUUCUUUUCAAAAAUGGGAUUGGCUUGCCAUAUUGCGAAAAUUCAUAGCGAGGCAUCAGUGGAGAAUAACGCGUGGGAACUGAAACAAUACAUUGAGGAGCUCUACUGGGGAUCUGGUAAGCAGGUUCUGCUCCUUGGCCAUAGCAAAGGUGGAGUUGAUGCAGCUGCAGCUCUUUCCUUGUACUGGUCUGAGCUCAAGGGUAAGGUUGCUGGCCUGGCGUUGGUUCAGAGCCCAUAUGGUGGCACUCCAGUCGCCUCCGAUAUCCUUCGAGAAGGCCAGAUUGCUGAUAAGGAGACAAGGAGGAUCAUGGAGCUCAUCGUAUGCAAACUAAUAAAGGGUGACAUCAGGGCCUUGGAGGACCUCACAUAUGCUAAGAGAAAGGACUUCAUCUCCAAGCACAAACUCCCCAUCGAUGAGCUGCCGGUCAUCUCCUUCCACACCGAAGCCAGCACCGCGCCCACAGUGCUCGCGUCACUGACCCAUGUCGCCCAAGCCGAGCUCCUCCCAUGGCUUCCCCUGCCACGGUUCUUCCUAUCUACAUCCGACUUUGUCGAGUCAAUGCUCGCCUCUCUGAAGGUCCCCGUGGUCGCGCCUGUGUCGGCAGCCAUGGCGGUCACAGCCCUCCACCUGCGUCUGCGCUAUGGGGAGAGGAGUGACGGGCUGGUGACACGGCGCGACGCCGAGGUACCUGGGUCAGUGGUGGUGAGGCCCGAGAGAAGGCUGGACCAUGCGUGGAUGGUUUACUCCACGCUGAAGAUGGGCAGCGCUGAGGCCGAUGCAAGUGAGAUGUGCGAGGCUCUGCUGGCCAUGCUCGUUGAGAUUGGCAAGAAGAAAUUUCGCUGA